GAUAUGGUCAAGUCCCCGAUUUUGUCCACGCUCGUCCUUGCGGCGUGCGUCGCGCUCGCCACGGCCCAGGGGUCUCCGGGCACCGCCACGUUCUACGGCGGAGCCGACGGCUCUGGCACCAUGGGUGGCGCGUGCGGGUACGGCAACCUCUACGACUCCGGGUACGGCGUGCUGAACGCGGCGCUGAGCGAGACGCUGUUCAGCGACGGCGCGUCGUGCGGGCAGUGCUACACCAUCUCGUGCGACGGGUCGCGCCCGGGCGGCGAGUACUGCAAGCCCGGCACGUCGAUCACGGUCUCGGCCACCAACCUGUGCCCGGCCAACUACGCGCUGCCCAACGGCGGGUGGUGCGGCCCGGGGCGCCCCCACUUCGACAUGGCGCAGCCGGCGUGGGAGCACAUCGGCGUCUACCAGGCCGGCAUCAUCCCCGUGGUGUACCAGCAGGUCAAGUGCUCGCGCGGCGGCGGCGUGCGCUUCAGCAUCGCCGGGUGCAACUACUUCCUGCUCAUCAACAUCCAGAACCUCGGCGGCAGCGGCUCCGUGGGCGCCGCGUGGAUCAAGGGCGACAGCACGGGGUGGAUCCAGAUGUCAAGGAACUGGGGAGCCAACUGGCAGGCCCUCGCCGGGCUCGUCGGCCAGGGGCUCAGCUUUGCCGUGACCAGCACCGGCGGGCAGUACAUCCAGUUCCUCAACGUCGUGCCGGCGUGGUGGCAGUUCGGCGAGACCUACACCACCAACAAGAACUACUACUACUAAAACGUGCAAGCAGCAGAGUGCUCGAUCCCCGUCAUCAUUAAUUUCUUGCGGUUCGGCCGAAUUGAGAGUGGAUCGUCGUGAUUUGGACGGAGUGGCUGGACUUGCCAUGGCUUCCUUGGCGACCGCCGGCUUGACCGCGGCAUCUCCCCUAUAUCAUGCACCGACUGCAGGAGAAAAUGGCAAGGGAAGUAGAGGUUUACAAUGGGCCACAUAUACCUUAAAUCCUACUACAUUUUUUUUCAAUGCUGUAGAUAU
Panicum hallii is the source of this 1011-nucleotide messenger RNA. Its product is annotated as expansin-A31-like. Gene Ontology annotation, cellular component: extracellular region. Bases 4 to 756 code for a protein of 250 amino acids. The transcript is spliced from 2 exons. The record is from RefSeq and is a predicted model, not a curated record. Gene Ontology annotation, biological process: plant-type cell wall organization. Lineage: Eukaryota; Viridiplantae; Streptophyta; Magnoliopsida; Poales; Poaceae.